Molecule: messenger RNA, 1026 nt
Organism: Fusarium sp. VM40
Lineage: Eukaryota; Fungi; Ascomycota; Sordariomycetes; Hypocreales; Nectriaceae
Source: the annotation of a GenBank genome assembly
AUGGAUGCGGUUUCUGAGGAUCUAGCAUCACCGCCACCGCCCUGGAGUGUGAUUGAAUUCAGCUUCCAUCCACAGGAUACUGACGCAAGGUUGGUGGUUAUGUGCAACUACCACCAAUUCACACUCUCCGUCUCCGCAGACAGUUUCUCCCAGUCAACCGCUUUGAAGAGUAAAUAUUUGUUCUUUUUAGAAGUGGCCGAUAAUUUCGAAUUAGAUGGGUACACUGUCGAGGACCUUUACGACUGGAUUUUGGAGCCACUUCUGCCUAAAUUCAGAGAACUGCCAGAGAUCACGACAACUCUAACAUUGCAACACUUUCUUUUCCCCGAAACAUACACCUAUGACAUACAAGGCGAUCAAGAAAGCCUAGUUGCUGUUCCAUCCGACAGAGGCGACGAUGUGGAUUCCGUGUUUGGCCUCCGCCUGCCAGACGAUAGCUGUGCUCCUUGGCCUCAACACGACCCGAAGGAUAUUCAACUGCCUAAGAAAAAGAAUUUGUAUGGGCCCCCUUCAUAUAUGCCGUCCAAGGUUUUCUUGAAGGACGGCAAGAGUGCUUUUUUCAAGCCCAUGAGGCACGGAGACGAUCGGUCUUUCGUGAACGAGCUCGAAAAAUACAGGAGCAUACGCGAUGCUCAUCUUGACGAGUCGCUGCGAAUCUCGCGUCUUAUGGGUUUGGUGCGAAAUGAGACCGGUCAGACUUUUGGCCUACUCUUGUCGUAUAUUGAUUGCGAUCGGAAGACCUUGCUCUGUGCAGCAAGACCAGAUACACCGAUUCACCUUAGACAAAGGUGGGCCGAACAAGUCCAUGACAUGGUUAAUCGACUACAUGCUGCGGGUAUCAUUUGGGGCGAUGCGAAGCCUGAUAAUGUCCUUAUCGACAACAGCAACGAUGCAUGGCUGAUUGACUUUGGUGGAGGGUAUACGAAUGGCUGGGUGCCCAAAGAGCUGUCGGGGUCUAUGGAAGGGGAUUUACAUGCUUUGCAGAAAAUAGACAGGUUCUUAAAGUCUGGGGAGGUCAACUGGUAA